Rhagoletis zephyria (snowberry fruit fly) is the source of this 1489-nucleotide messenger RNA. RefSeq lists its product as uncharacterized. NCBI's taxonomy places the organism in Eukaryota, Metazoa, Arthropoda, Insecta, Diptera, Tephritidae. The record is from RefSeq and is a predicted model, not a curated record.
GCAAACUGUUUUCUAUUCAAAAAAAAAUUACGCUAAAUCAAGCGAAAGUCGUUGCAAAAAAAAUACUGUACACAAUGAAAACAAUCACAACCGCACGCUCUCACAGGACACUCUCUUACAGCUUACAGUUUCAAGUGAUACAGAAUUUUCUCAAAUCUCACAGUUAGAUGUUCCUUUACAAGCAGUGCAGUACGACUUAAUUUUUCCUAGAAUUACUUUUGCUUAAAAAUAAAAUUCUUCAGCAAUUGAAAUCGAAAAAUUAAAUAACAAAGGUCGACGAAAAUGAUUGCUAGCUGCGUUGGCAAUUGCAACUAUGCAGGCCCACCGCCUGACUCCAUACUCUCCAUGCCGCCACCCCCUUUGCCGUCCUUUCUGCUGCCGCGCACAGCCAUUAUAGCGGCCGCAGUACCAACAAACGACACUCAUCCAUGCUUUGCGCCCUUCUUGUGCGACCCCAGCCCAAAUCCACGCGAAAGUGGUGGCAUCGAAUUUGUCGAAUUGACUGGUGUCGAUUCGAAAGGCUUGGAGAACACUUGGCUCUUUGUCUUAAUAUCGUGUUGCGUUGGUGUAAUAAUUUUGGGUGGCCUCUUGGCAGUCAUAUUGCUCAAAUGCAGAGACACUCUAUUUUCCAGUUGCAAUUUGUCCUAUCACGAUUCGAAUAUCAAACAGAGUGGCAUGGGCGCUUUGGGUGAAUCUUCAACCAAAGCCAAUCCAUUUAUGGCUGGUGGUAUUUUGUAUCCCUGCACUACGACCAACAAUCGCGAUACUUUGCAGACGCAAUUGGCAAACGAUAGCCGCUUACUAUGGGCCACCCUUACCCCGCACGGCACGCGACACUUUAUUUCAGAAUAUCCAGUGGCAAAUGGGAAUGUUGUACAAGAUGGCCACUAUGAAGUGGUGGAUUAUCGUACAAAAGUGCCAAAUCCAACGUAUCGUGAAUAUGUCAAGCGUGUACCGGUGAAGUCUUUCGACAACAAUGGCUUCGUGGAUUAUGACUAUGAAGAUCCCACCCCACUUAUGGAUUCCUAUCAUGAUGACUUGGAUUCUGGAUAUCAAGAACCACAGGAAGUAAUCAAUACUUUACAACGUGUUUCACCACGCCCCGUAGUUUCGUCACCAACACGCAUCGAUAAUCCGAAUAUGGCACCACUCAACUACUAUCCUUCACAUCGUUCCAAUCAUCAUUUAAGUACCAAUACACUGCAAUCCAAUCACUCAUCGGCCACAUUAAAUCGCAAGGCAACUUUAACACGUCGCAUAAGUGAUGCCUCAUCCUAUGGACCAGGUGGAGGAGCUAAGCAGUGAAGCGAAGGAAGUGAAGUUAUUUUGUAGGUGAAAAGACAGGCAGUUGAGGGCAUAAUUCGCGUUUAAACAAAUGGAGUUGAAUAUAUUUAUGUAUGUAUGUGUAAUAUAAAAAUAUACUACCACAAUACAUAUAUACAACGAAGCGGGAAUUGUGCUGGCGACACGAAAGAAAAGGACUGCGAAA